Messenger RNA from Callorhinchus milii (elephant shark), 2833 nucleotides. RefSeq names its product protocadherin-20-like. The transcript has 2 exons. The record is from RefSeq and is a predicted model, not a curated record. NCBI's taxonomy places the organism in Eukaryota, Metazoa, Chordata, Chondrichthyes, Chimaeriformes, Callorhinchidae. Gene Ontology annotation, cellular component: plasma membrane. Gene Ontology annotation, molecular function: calcium ion binding. Gene Ontology annotation, biological process: homophilic cell-cell adhesion. Bases 1 to 2517 code for a protein of 838 amino acids.
AUGGAUCUGAAACGUGUCUUCUCUGUGGAUUCAGCAGGAUCACAAAUCCAGAAGCACUUUUACAUUCUUCUCUUGCUGUUGUGCCACAAGUCUUACAGCCAUCUGGGUUCAGAACUUGAAUAUAAAGUGCAAGAGAAUGAAGCUGAAGGCGUUUUUAUCGGGAACAUUUCCAAAGAUGUAUCUUUGGCGUUGGACCAUGAGUGUAAUUCAUUGGUCUACAAAUUGAUGAACGAACUGGAAUAUGUGACUCUCAGAAGUGAGAAUGGGGAACUCUACACCAACAACCAGAGGAUCGACCGAGAAACCCUGUGUCCAGUCGUAUUCGACAAUGGUCCAUGUAGCCGGGAAGUUAAUAUAGUUAUUCUGUGUGCUGAUCAGUAUCUUCAAAUGGUGAAGAUUAAAAUAAUCAUUCUGGACGUCAAUGAUAACGCACCACAUUUCUCAGAACAAUUGAUUAAAGUUCAUAUACCGGAGCAUGUGCCUAUUGGCGCGUCUUUUGGAAUCGACUUUUUCGCCAUCGACAACGAUACCGGGAACAACAGCAUCCAAAGUUAUUACCUGGAAAACAGCCAGGAUAUUUUUAUCCUGAAGAAUGAUGAGAUGACGUCCUCCAUUGUUGUUCUGCAACCUUUGGAUCGGGAGGUCAAGGAUUUAUACAAGAUGAAAAUUGUGGCAGUAGAUGGUGGCCUUCCACCAUUAUCUGGGACAGCCACACUUCUGAUCAAAAUCGAAGAUGUCAAUGACAACUGUCCUAUCUUCAACGCAUCAGAGAUCAAGAUUCGGAUCCCUGAAAAUACAUCCUCCAACAGUGUGGUGGUACAGCUUUGUGCUGUUGAUGCUGAUCUUGGACCUAAUGCUAAAAUUACUUACUCUUACAGUAACCGGGUGCAGGAGGUAUCCAAGCAAAUGUUCAUUUUGGAAAGUGCUACUGGGCAUAUCAGAUUUACUGGAAAAACAAGUUCAGAGACACCACUUGUACACAAACUCGUUGUCCUAGCAAAUGGACCAGGCUGUGCUCCCGCUGCAGUUACAGUUACAGUGUCCAUCAUUCAUCUCAACAAAUACAGUCCAAAGUUAACCAUCAGCUAUAUAGCUAACCAGGUAGAUGGUGUCAUUUACCUCAAAGAGACUGCACCAGUAAAGACACCUAUUGCACUUCUGGAGGUGACUGAUCCAGACCAUGAUCUGAAAGGGAAAUUAUAUAUCAAAGAGGGUGUGCCUUUCUAUUUAACACCCUAUGAAAGCUCAAGAAACAAACAUCUGGUUGAAACGUCACAGCUUUUAGACUACGAGAUCGAAAGACGAUAUGAAAUUAUUAUUCGGGCAGAUGAUCUUAAACCUGCCCAUGAAAUAACAAUCUACGUCACGAUUACUGACGAAAAUGACAAUUCCCCACAAUUUUCACAAACUUCAUUUGAAGCUGGCAUUGAAGAAAACAACGCACCUGGUGCUUUUGUGUUGAAGGUUUCUGCAAUGGACGCAGACAGUGGCCAGAAUGGGAAAUUGACCUACCUGCUGGGACAUGAUGCCCCACCCAUAUUUUCACUUCAAAGAUCCACAGGAUCUUUAACAGUAUCCACUGUCCUGGACAGGGAAAAGGAGAAGCUGUACAGGUUCACUGUUUCUGCUGUUGAUCAGGGAUCUCCUCCUAGAAAAGUGAGUACCACUGUCGUCAUAUACAUCUUGGACCAAAAUGACAACAAGCCAUUCUUUCUCACCAGCGAGUACACGUUUUUCAUUCCGGAAAACUUUCCGAGACAUGGUGAGAUUGGAGUUAUCAACGUUACCGAUUUAGACGCAGGGCCAAAUGGACACAUCACUUUGUCCAUCCUGAAUGGUAGUAACAAGUUCAUAGUGGACAACACCAAAGGGACUUUACACUGCAAUUCACCAAUGGACAGAGAGAAACAUACCAUCUAUAUAUUGUGGAUUAAGGCUGCAGAUGGUGGAAGACCAUCACUCUUUUCAGUAGCAAAAGUCACUGUGUUUAUUCUGGAUAUAAAUGAUAAUCCCCCAAUAGUGCUAUUGCCUCAGUCAAAUUCAUCAUGGCUUCUGGUACCUCCUAAUACUGUCCAAGGAGCAGCAGUGGCUGAGGUUUAUGCUAUUGACUAUGAUGCUGGUAUUAAUGCUGUCAUCACUUAUAACAUUGUUGGGAAAAUUGGCCCUGCCCCUCAUCUAUUUGGGAUUAAUACUGCUACAGGAAAUAUUACAUUGCAACAAAAGCUGCUGGACAAAGAUUAUGGUCUGUACCAGCUGCUGGUAAAGGUCAGUGACCUCGGCCAGCCACAACCCCUUCAUUCGUCAGUGAUGGUGAAUUUGUUUGUAAAUGAGACUGUGAGUAACAAAAGUUACUUGGAAGCUUUGCUGCACAGGGAGAUCAUUUUCACAGAAGAAAGGCUAACAGAACCAAAUCAAUGCCCAUCCAAUUUUCCCUGUUCCCCUCCAGUCAUACCCAUUGCAGUCUUUUUGAUGAUUUUAUCAGUCGUUUUCUUUACCGCUGCCUGUAUAUGUUUCUGAGAAUGAGGAAGAACAAAAAGAAAAGGCAUUCUGUGGAAGCCCAGAUACCAUUAAAGGUAAACCUUAACUACUGCACAAAAGAUUGGGAUGAAGCACAGCAGUAGAGCAGAUAAGCCCUUCUGGGAACCAUACAGGAGAGACUCCAAUGAAUUUCAUAAUCGGUGAUUGUAGAUUAUUUAAAAAUAAACUGUAUCUCAAGAACAUUUUCUAUUUUUCUUUACAUAUUUUAACACCUGCCAUUCAACUUGCCUGAGCCAAAUACACAGACAAGAUGUACAAUGACAUAAAAUAAAGACAACUGAAAAUAAAGGUAUUG